Messenger RNA from Camelina sativa (false flax), 1395 nucleotides. RefSeq names its product dephospho-CoA kinase. Gene Ontology annotation, biological process: coenzyme A biosynthetic process. The record is from RefSeq and is a predicted model, not a curated record. Lineage: Eukaryota; Viridiplantae; Streptophyta; Magnoliopsida; Brassicales; Brassicaceae. Gene Ontology annotation, molecular function: ATP binding; dephospho-CoA kinase activity.
UACCAUUUUAUUCGAAAAAAAUUUAGGGAUGUGAAGUCAAACUGUAGCAUUGAUGAGUGGCAUAUGCAUUAACGACGUUAAUACCCACACCGCCACACGGAUGUCCUUCCUUUUGAUGGCUUUAAUGUUUUCUUACUUUUGUUCGUCUCUUUGGUUAAAUAUUACACUUGACCAUAUGGCCUCAUGCUCAUGGCAAGGGAAUGAAAAUAGAUGAGUUGACUUAACCAAAUCAGUCUGGUUAGUUCGGUUGACUUAACCAAACGACGGCGUUCCUACCUUUCACGUUUCACCUCCCAAAAGAAAAAUCAAAACACAGAGACAGAACUCUAUCAAAUCUUAUUGAAAACACGAACAUAACUCUUGUACUUUGAUUUGUCCGAUCUUCUCAGCGAUUUCUCGUCGAGGAUUCGAUUUUCUUAUUUAUGAUAGAUUCAUAUUUUUGUUUUGACUAAUUCAGCCAUCAUCGUUUGAGAAUCUCGCGAAUUCUGCAAAAAAAAAAUUGACUCACCCGUGCUCUCCUCCAUCGAUUUCCAGGCAAUCACAGUGAGAAGACAUAUGUAUUGUGGAGGAGUGAAAAAGGAAAUAGGAGAAUGAGAAUAGUCGGACUAACUGGAGGGAUUGCGUCUGGGAAGAGUACUGUAUCCAACCUCUUCAAGGCUAGUGGCAUUCCUGUUGUUGACGCUGAUGUUGUUGCUCGAGAUGUAUUGAAGAAAGGAAGUGGUGGAUGGAAAAAAGUAGUUGCAGCUUUUGGGGAUGAGAUUCUGCUCCCUAGUAGAGAAGUGGAUCGGCCAAAACUCGGUCAGAUUGUCUUCUCGUCUGAUUCCAAGCGUCAACUUCUAAACAAGCUGAUGGCUCCGUACAUAUCAACUGGUAUCUUUUUGGAAAUCUUGAAACAAUGGGCGAGUGGCGCUAAAGUGAUAGUUGUUGAUAUCCCUUUGUUGUUCGAGGUGAAGAUGGAUAAGUGGACCAAACCCACAGUAGUUGUGUGGGUUAGUGAAGAAACACAACUUAAGAGACUGAUGGAGAGAGAUGGAUUGAGUGAAGAAGAUGCAAGGAACAGAGUGAUGGCUCAGAUGCCGUUGGAUUUAAAAAGGAGCAAAGCUGAUAUUGUGAUUGAUAAUAAUGGUAGUCUCGACGACCUCCACCAACAGUUCGAUAAGGUUUUGUCUGAAAUCAGAAGACCAUUGACAUGGACUGAGUUUUGGCGUUCAAGGCAAUGAGCCUUCUCAGUCCUUGGUUCAGUAAUAUUAGGAGUCUUUGCUUGCAAACAGCUCAACAUUGGCUCUUAGCAUUUUGAAAAUUUCUGUGGUGCAAAGUCAUCACUUUUGUAACUGUUAAAAAAAAAUCAUUGUUGUAAUCUUACAACUUUCAUUUAUUAAUCUCUCUCUGACAACA